AUGUCGCCAGAUCUCCGCCGCUCUUGUCGAUCGCGAGCCCGGGACCAGUCCCCAGAAUCGGAUGCUAACAUCGACACUAGAUCUAAGCGACGAACCCGCUCCACAGCUGCGGGCUCAGUGACCGUUUCUCGAUCUUCUACAUCGACUUCUGAUCCCCCAGGUGAAUCGACAAAGUCUCUUCGCGUGACUGUAAAAAUGCCUACUGGGAAACUGCGGGAAGCCACUGGCGGCCGCUCUGGCCGGCGCUCUGUCAAUGUCUUCAGGGAAAACCCCAUUGUCUCCGGACCGCGUUCCAGUCGGACCAAGAAGAAGCUCGUGGAAGUCGCCACAUCGGACGAUGACGAGGACAUCGAUGACCAGGAAGAGGACGAAGUCGAAGACGAGGAUGCUCCCGGCGAAGAUGACGAAGAUGCCGACGCCGAUGGCGAUGUGGACAUGGAUGAUGCUCCAUCACAACCGCCGGCAAGACGAAGCACCAAGGCAGCCGCACCCACUCGGGGUAAAACCAAGAGCGUGGAAGCCAAAGAAAUGGAGCUCGAGGACGAAGACGAAGACGAGGAUGAGGAUGAUGAAGACGAUGUAACCGACUCCGAUGCGGAGGGCGAGCCGGAUGACCAGGACGAAAGCGCUGUCCCAGACGUCAAUGUUGAUGAUUUGGAUGAGGAAGAUGAAGAUGAUGACCUGGACGAAGACAUUGACAGCGAUGCGCUUGCUCUUAACAGCGGCAAGACGACCAAGCGUCAAAGGGGAAAUCUAGGUGAUGACUUCCUACAACUUCCAAUGGAACCGCAAGUCAAAAAGCAUCUGACGGCCGAAGAGCGUGCUAUGCGACGCGCUGAGAUGGCCCGCCGAAGGAAAAACCUCAGUGAGAAACGGAACGAAGAAGAGAAGGUAAAUGGAUACCAUCAACCGACUGCUCCGAAAACAGCCCCCAAGCGUCGCGGCCGUGGCGCUGUGGCUGAUGCGGAUACAACACCUGCUGAGCAAGAAGCCCAGGAGUCUGAGAAAGCUGAUCCCACCAUGGUCCGGUGGGUCAGCAACGCCGCUGGCUGCAAGCUCAGCGUGCCCGAUGAGUGGCUCGGUACUCCGGCCGGUCGUAUAUUCGGCGCCCCUCCUGCAGCAGCCACUGGAACCGGUCAGAUGGUAGAGGAGAUCUAA
Molecule: messenger RNA, 1158 nt
Organism: Penicillium argentinense
Lineage: Eukaryota; Fungi; Ascomycota; Eurotiomycetes; Eurotiales; Aspergillaceae
Product: PAPA-1-like domain-containing protein
Exons: 3
Coding region: 1-1158 (385 amino acids)
Biological process (GO): chromatin remodeling
Cellular component (GO): Ino80 complex
Source: RefSeq, a predicted model, not a curated record